GCUUCUUCGUCUGACAUCCUCACCGCUACCGCUGCUGAUCCUCCUCGCAAUUCUACUGGGCUGACUGACGCUGUACAAUGGGACAACUAUACAUUGUUUCUCAAUGACCAGAGGAUCUUCUUGUACUCGCGAGAAUUUCAUACUUUCCGUCUUCCCGUUCCCGACCUCUGGCUGGAUAUUUUCCAGAAGAUGGUUGCAGCUGGUUUCAAUGGUGUUAGCAUUUACGUUCAUUAGGGCUUAUCAAAUCCCGCUCCUGGUGUACUUGACUUCAAUGACUGGCGUGCUCUACAGCCUGUCUUCGACGCUGCGAAAUUUAUCUUCAUCGUCCUUCGCCCAGUUCAUUCCGAUGCUUAGCGACGAAUUGAACUUCCUCUUUACUUAUACACAUGCUUUAACAGGUCCAUACGUCAGUAUUCCACAGAAAUCCUCUGAUGCUGUCUACACUUUCCCUGAAGGGUCAGUCCACCCAGGACAAGACAAUGUCAUCACAAUUGAUAACAUGGGUGAUGACGAAGACGAUAGUGAAAAAUCACCACGUGGAAUUACUGGCUUCAAGUUGAAUAAUAGAACCUUUUCGACGUGGAAAGUUCAGGGUAAAUUUGGCGGAUACCUUGAGUCAGGGUACCCUGAUAAAGUUCGUGGCGUACUAAACGAAGGGGGACUCUUCGAAAAAGCUGGUGUUGGUUUUUUUGUCACGACCUUUGAUCUCUUCCUUCCCCAAAGAGAAGACAUCUUUGUCUCCUUUCAAUUUGACGAGACAAAACAACCCUACCGUGCCAUACUGUUCGUCAAUGGGUGGCAUUUCGGCAAGCGCAUCGCAAACGCGGGGCCACGAAUGAAAUUUCCCGUUCCCCAAGGCAUUCUAAAUUACACUGGUAGAAACACCGUGGCAGUUGUGCUGUUAGCUUUGGAAGACACUGUGGUCCCAUUUCAGUCAACAACCCACCUUGGCGAUGUCGGUUUUCCACCUGAUGACGAUCCUGCCGACUUGUUGGGACAGUUAAAUCCGUAGUGGAAUUUUUGGUCGUCGAAAAUAUGAUGUAUGAGCCGCUAAUCGGCCGUGUUGGCUGUCAACGUACAUGUACCUUAUGCCAAGACAGAUCCAAAAAUUGAACACUUUGGGAUCGAACUCUCGACCUAAUGCAGACGACGAAAGCCCACCUGGCGGCCCAUGCGCACUACCACUGCGCCAGAGUUCUGUACUUAAGCAUCUUUCUUUUAAUUAUCAAG
Messenger RNA from Somion occarium, 1230 nucleotides. NCBI's taxonomy places the organism in Eukaryota, Fungi, Basidiomycota, Agaricomycetes, Polyporales, Cerrenaceae. The record is from the annotation of a GenBank genome assembly.